Mus musculus (house mouse) is the source of this 3613-nucleotide messenger RNA. RefSeq names its product steroid 5 alpha-reductase 2 (gene Srd5a2). Bases 34 to 798 code for a protein of 254 amino acids. The record is from RefSeq and is marked validated. Gene Ontology annotation, molecular function: testosterone dehydrogenase (NADP+) activity; 3-oxo-5-alpha-steroid 4-dehydrogenase (NADP+) activity; 3-oxo-5-alpha-steroid 4-dehydrogenase activity. Gene Ontology annotation, biological process: androgen metabolic process; response to testosterone; lipid metabolic process. Gene Ontology annotation, cellular component: endoplasmic reticulum membrane; membrane; cell body fiber. Lineage: Eukaryota; Metazoa; Chordata; Mammalia; Rodentia; Muridae. The transcript is spliced from 5 exons.
GGGCAGCAGCUACCAGCUGUGAACACAGGCGAGAUGCCGAUUGUGUGCCAUCAGGUCCCGGUGCUGGCAGGUAGCGCCACAUUGGCCACCAUGGGGACCCUGAUCCUGUGCUUUGGGAAACCCGCCAGUUACGGGAAACACAGCGAGAGUGUGUCGUCGGGAGUUCCCCUCCUGCCCGCACGCAUAGCCUGGUUCCUGCAGGAGCUGCCUUCCUUUGUGGUGUCGGUAGGGAUGCUCGCUUGGCAGCCGCGCUCCCUCUUUGGACCUCCGGGGAAUGUGCUGCUGGGUCUCUUCUCCGCACAUUACUUCCACAGGACAUUUAUUUACUCAUUGCUCACCAGAGGCAGGCCUUUAUCAGCGGUGAUCUUUCUGAAAGCCACUGCCUUCUGCAUAGGGAACGGACUCCUGCAAGCCUAUUACCUGGUUUAUUGCGCGGAAUACCCUGAGGAGUGGUACACAGACAUGCGGUUUAGCGUCGGUGUCUUCUUCUUUAUUCUGGGGAUGGGGAUCAACAUCCACAGUGACUGCAUGCUGCGCCAGCUCAGGAAGCCCGGAGAGGUCAUCUACAGGAUCCCACAAGGUGGCUUGUUUACGUAUGUGUCUGGAGCCAAUUUCCUGGGCGAGAUUAUUGAAUGGAUGGGCUACGCUUUGGCCACUUGGUCUGUUCCAGCCUUUGCUUUUGCAUUUUUCACACUUUGUUUCCUGGGGAUGCAAGCUUUUUACCACCACAGGUUCUACCUCAAGAUGUUUAAGGAUUACCCCAAAUCUAGGAAAGCCCUCAUUCCAUUCAUCUUUUAAAGAACCCUAACUUUAAGGAACAAAGCUUCUAUGGAGAAACUGCCCAGCUGCUGAAACUAUAAACUGUAAACUAUAACUGAACAGUGUCUUGCUCGCAUAUAUAUAUUUGAUGAUGUAUGUGUUAAUAGGUCUCCUGUGAUUCCAGUUGCUUGAGGCAUGCACAGUCAUGCCUGUUCAGCCUAUACUCCUGUCUGCCCAGAGAGCUCUAACCUAAUUUCCUUUCGGAGACUCAUAGGGGCCAUUUUAUUCUUAGCUAUCCCAUCUAGAAGCUUCCCUGUUCUCUAUUUUUUUUUCCAAUGUCAGAUCUGAAGAUAGGACUUUUUUCUUAUUCUUUGUCACUUUGGGGGAAGUUCUGCAGUCAAAACCUUUGGGCUGACAAAAUGAAAAAUGAAAUGAUAACAUUUGCAGGAAAGUGGGAAGAACUGGAAAUUAUUAUAUUAAGCAACCUAACCCUGACUCAGAAAGACAAAUACUGCAUGAUUUUUUUCAUAUGCAGGUUCUAGAUUUUAAUAUAUACAUAUAUAUACCUGCAUCUGUUCAUAUGUGUAUGUUGAGGGUCAUAUAGUUCAUUGAUUUAGAAAGGAGAUCAUUAGAAGGGGAAAAGAGGUCUUGAGGAGAAGGAAGAAGAGGGAAAUAAACUGUGUCGCAUGAAAGCAGAGAGGGAGGAAGGGAAGCAGCAGGAGAAAUGUAGGUGAGCAGGGGAGGAGGAUUGGCAAAAAUAAAGUAUGCAUGAAAAUGCCAUAAUAAAACCAAUUACUUUGUAUGUUUGUUUUAAACAACCAACCAGCCUGCCAGCCAACCAACUUAUCAACUAACUAACUAAUCAAUCAACAAGCCAACCAACCAACUAAUCAACCAGCCAGCCAACCAACUCAUCAACUAACUAAUCAAUCAACAAGCCAACCAACCAACCAAUCAAUCAACCAACUAAUCAACCAGCCAACCAACCAACCAACCAACCAACCAAAAAUGAAUGUCUGGGCUGAGGGCAGUGCUUAAAGAAGUAAUUAAAAGCAUACCUUUUGUAUGCCCGCAGAGUGGCAAAGAUUUACAAGUUUAAGCACCAUAGACCCCAGAGCAUGCUUAAAUGAAAGACUGGUCCCAGCUUCCUCUGCAUUAGUUAAUUAGGAAUAUAUAUAUAUACAUAUAUAUAUACAUACAUAUAUAUAUAUAUAUAUAUAUAUAUAUAUAUAUAUAUAUAUAUAAGCUUUAAUAAUGGAGUUCCCCUUUUGGACCUAAGUCCAAAUGUACAGCGUCUCAGCCAGUGAUCAUCGGGUAUUCUAGGAGGUUUCAUAGUGAUCACCGGGUAUUCUAGGAGCUACCAUAACUUCAUUCACAACACUGCUAUGGAUUUUCUUGAUUGUCAGGUUUUAUGGAACACAAAGAAAAAGAUACAGCCAUGAGUGGCCCCUGAGAGAAUAAAGAAUUGUGUUGCAACAGACAGUGUGAACACCUAUCAGAAACACUUCUAAGUAUGAGAAGUUCAUGUGUAAGGCACUAGACCGUUCAAGUUGAAGAGCUGUUUGCGAUGAUGUGAAGGGUAACAGAAGCUCUGAGCAAGUUUCUUCUGGAAUUUCUUCCUUAUGAUCCUUGAGACAUAUUUUAGAAGAUGUGUCCCAGUGGUAGGUUGAACAUCAGCUCUCAGUCCCAAUGGCAGAUGCAAGAUCUGCAUGAUCUGUCCAGAUAGAUGCUCGUCUGGGUAGAAAACCCCUUUCAUCCAGUUCAGACAGGUUUCACAUUUAGUUUUAUUUUACUUUAUCUUACACUUCAAGUUUCAAAUUGUAAAAAUUAGGAGGUUUCUACAUAAACCGAAGCCCUGGUGUUCUUUUAAAAUGGUUACUCUCCAUCUUUCUAACAGGGAGCUCCUCAGGUUGUGGUGAUUCCAACCAUAAAAUUACCUUUGCUGCUACUUCAGAACUGUAAUGUUGCUACUAUUAUGAAUCAUAAAGUAAAUAUCUGUGUUUUCCAAUGGCCUUAGGUAGCCCCUUGGGAAAAUGUCAUAUGCCACCCAAAGGGGUCAUGACCCACAGGUUGAGAACCCAGGCUUUUAAAAGUUGGAAGGAGAGGCAUAAGAGACAGAAGAUAAUGGGAGGGUGAAUAUAAUCAAAGUAUUAUACCCAAAUCAGAAGGUUUAGUGAGAUGAUGAAUGUAUGUCACUGGUUCUCCACCUUCCUAAUGCUGUGACCCUUUAAUCCAGUUCCUCAUAUUCUGGUGACCCCCCCCCCCCCAAACCAUAAAAGCAUUUUGUUGUUACUUCAUGGCUGUAAUUUGGCUAUUGUUAAAAAUUGUAAUGUAAAUACCUUAUCUGCAGGAAAUAUGAUAUCUGACCACCAAAAGGGUCGAGAGCCCCAGGCUGAGAACUGCUGGUAUAUGCUGACCUCAGCAUUCUAAGCCUGGUUCCUGUGUGAGCGAGCCUGAGGACUGGGUAGUACAUGAACACUUAGGUGUACAGCCUCCGGGGAAGGGAUGGCUUCCGCAAAGAGGCUGCAAUGCGGGUUCUGUGAGGGAGGGACUGAGCACUCGGAAUCAGAGUGGUUGAAUACUUAUCUCCUCUGCCCCAGGUGGGUGGGUGGGUUCAACACCAUUUGCAAACAUGCUUGAGAAACCGAUCUCCAGUUUUAUUAUUUGGUCCAUAAACCGACUGUUAGUUGACACAGGGGUCAUAAGAGGUCUAAAGUAGGAUACAUAAUGAAGACCCAGACUAUUGUGUUACAAGCAAGUGCUCCUCCUUGUUUGCCAAAUGCCUCUCGAGUCAUGACCACCACCAUUGCUUGAAUAAAAAACGACCCAGAUCUUCUGUGGCAUUUACAAUGUA